AAUUUAGAUGCUUGCACGCAUUCCGUGUAUGAACACAAUGCUGAGACGCGCUCCUAUCCUUCUCGUCUGUCUAUUUGGGUUAGGCGCUGCUCUGCCGCCGAAACCUAUCUUGAGGAAGUUGGAUGAUCUCCGGUACCAGCAUGCGCGGGAUUCGGCAGGAAACUACCACCUUGUGGACAUGUGGAUGACCCUUGAUGACAUUAUAGAUGUUGCUCGAUUCGAUCCUUUGGCAUCCAAUGUGUACCAUCUAUUCACCAGGGACAACCCGUCAGUGAGUCAGCCCUUGCUGAUGAACAACGCGGCUCUGCUGCAGCAGACUAACUUCAGCAACGCGCGGAGGACCAUCAUACUUAUUCAUGGCUGGAGGGAUGGUGACGUUGCCUCGCCUUUUGUCACCAAUCUUGUACCUGCUUUCCUCACCGCCGAGGAUGUGAAUGUGAUCGUCGUGGACUGGAGCGCUGGCACCAGCGGUCUCUUCGCAUCUGCCAUCGACAACGCGAUUGCCUCAGGUCGCGCUGUAGCUGCGUUUAUCAACUGGCUCAACCAGGAGACGUUCUCUAGCAAUGUGCAGUACCAUAUCGUGGGGCAUGGUAUGGGCGGGCACCAGGCUGGAGUUGUUGGCAGGACUUUGGGAGGAACUGUUGCCUAUGUCACUGGUCUGGAUCCAUCUCUCGUCGGCUGGAUAAACCACCCAGACCGCUUCCAAGAAACUGAUGCCAUCUACACAGAAGUCAUCCACACUAACUGCGGAAUCAACGGCUACCUAUCCAGCUUAGCUCAAGUGGACUUCUACCCUAACGGCGGCGAAUCCAUGCCUGGCUGCAGCUCCCAUGCCUGCGACCACGAGAGAGCCAUACACUACUUCGCAGAGUCCGUGGUCAGUGAAGGCUUCACUGGAAGACAAUGCAUCAACUACUUGGCUGCACUUUUACAACAGUGUAACUUGUUGCCUCUACGUUUACAGAUGGGCGGUUUGAGGCCAAAAAUUGGAUCUACGGGUGUGUACCUGCUUGAAACGAAUGCUGCUCCCCCGUUUUCUCAAGGAUAAAAACAAAAUUGUACGGUCAAUAACCUUUUCAAAACAAAUACAAAUAAAUACGAAACCUACAA
Molecule: messenger RNA, 1110 nt
Organism: Cydia fagiglandana
Lineage: Eukaryota; Metazoa; Arthropoda; Insecta; Lepidoptera; Tortricidae
Product: pancreatic lipase-related protein 2-like
Exons: 7
Coding region: 8-1048 (346 amino acids)
Biological process (GO): lipid catabolic process
Molecular function (GO): lipase activity
Source: RefSeq, a predicted model, not a curated record